Esox lucius (northern pike) is the source of this 2095-nucleotide messenger RNA. It is a transcript of the gene rap1gapl, whose product is annotated as rap1 GTPase-activating protein 2. The record is from RefSeq and is a predicted model, not a curated record. The transcript is spliced from 19 exons. Gene Ontology annotation, biological process: activation of GTPase activity; regulation of small GTPase mediated signal transduction. Gene Ontology annotation, molecular function: GTPase activator activity. Gene Ontology annotation, cellular component: cytoplasm. Bases 173 to 1888 code for a protein of 571 amino acids. NCBI's taxonomy places the organism in Eukaryota, Metazoa, Chordata, Actinopteri, Esociformes, Esocidae.
CCGGUCUGGCUGACAGCAGGAGAGAGGGAAGGAAGUAGGGAGAUUAAAUGAGUGAGGCAGGGGGCAGGGAGAACGAGAGGGAGGGGAGCGAGAGACUGAAUUAAUUCAUCCCUAAGCAGCUCUCAUCGACACUGUGGCUGGAGCACUGGCACACUCAGGCACCCAUCGAACAAUGGAGGGAGAGAGAAACGAGAAGUUCAUCUCCAGAAAGAGAAGUUUCACUUUUGGAGCAUACGGAGGUGUGGACAAGUUCAUAUGUGAGAAUGAGAUGACCAAACCUGAACCUUUAGAACACAGCAUUCUGGAUAUUCUAGACUCCCCAACCAGCGAGUCCAAACCGUUACUCUCUACCGGCAACAACCAGAAGGUAACAGAGCUGUUUGAGAUCAUUGAGAAGUUGCAGGGCAGUAGACUAGAUGAACAGCGCUGUGCAUUCCCACCGCCUUUGAGAUCUCAGCUUUUGAAGAUCGGUGGUGACCUUCCGCUGAUCCUACCUCCAAAAUUGGGUGGUUACUGGAUAGACCCCCCGCUGGAGAAGUUCGCUGAGACCAGUCCCACAUCCUCUCAUUACGGACUACAGCCAGAGAGUUAUGACAUAAUGGAGAGAGACAGUGAAGCCAAAUACUACCAGGAGUUCUUCCGCUCACGGUAUCACCACUCGUUCACGGCAGUGGACCCCUCCCUGGGACCCCUUGUUCUCUCCGUCUGUUUGGAGGAAGAAGAGAAUAGGCUAAGAGUAAUACUGAGAAUUAAGGAAUGCUCUAUGCAUGGAGUUUUCUCAGUGUCUCUGUUCCCAAACAUUCCUUCAGCUGUGGAGCUAGCCAAGAUGCUUUGCGAAAGUGUGACCGUACCUCGAUUUGAUGUGGUCAGUUAUCUCAAGGCACCAGAUCUUAUAACAGCGUUUGAUGAACACAGAGUGUCUCAGAAUUUCAAGUUUGGUGUGUUGUACCAGAGAGAGGGACAGUUGACAGAGGAGGACAUACUCUAUAACAAUGAGGAGAGUGAAGAGUUUCAAGAAUUUCUCUCUAUUUUGGGAGAGACAGUCACACUCCAAGGGUUUACUGGGUUCCGAGGAGGUUUAGAUGUGUGUCACGGCCAGACUGGAAGUGAUGCAGUGUUCACUUCCUUCCAUGGCAGAGAGAUAAUGUUCCAUGUGGCCACCAAAUUGCCUUUCACAGAGGGAGAUGCACAACAGCUCCAGAGGAAGAGACACAUUGGCAACGACAUUGUUGCUGUUGUUUAUCAGGAGGGCAACACCCCUUUUCUCUCUGAUGUCAUCAGCUCGCACUUCCUGCACUGUUUCCUAGUGGUCCGGAGGGUGAGGAAGGGAGAGGGGGAGGAAGGAGGAGAAGGGGUGUUCCAGGUGUCUGUGACAGCCAGAGAAGAUGUACCUCCCUUUGGUCCUGCUCUUCCUGAUCCUCCUAUUUUCACACAUAAAUCCCUGUUGAGGGAGUUCCUGCUGACCAAGCUGAUCAAUGCAGAGAUCUCUUGCUAUAAGGCUGAGAGGUUCAGUAGACUGGAGCUGCGCACUCGUUCGUCCCUCUUAGAGGGUCUGCAGGCGGAACUCUCCAGCCGCUCCCAGUGCAUGAUGGGAGAUCCCCCCGUUUCUGCCCUCUUUUCUUCUGAGGGGGUGAGGGGUGUGACUGAGGGAAGUGGAGGGUUCAUUGAAAACUUUAAGAGAGCUAUAAGGGUGCGCAGUUAUUCUUUUGACACUCUUGGAGGGCCUAGGAAGAUUGGGGGUGUUCCGCUCCCACAGAAGCCCAAGGCUACUACAGAGAAGAAUGGAGAGAGUGAGUCUUACAAGUCCCCUGGACCCAGCCUUCCAGCCUCUGACAUCCAGGGUUUUACAGAGGUCAAAGAUCACUCCAGUCCCCAGGAAGACACAUAGGCACACAGAUGGGCAGAUUUUAUUAAUAAAAGAUUAAAUGCUUUGUAUGUACAAGUUGUAAAAUAAUGUGGACAUAAUUAUAGCAAAUUAUGCAGAUAUUGUAGAAUAUUUUGAAUGGUAAUAUGUGUAGAUCAUUGUUAUAUCAUGUGUCAUCCAUGACUUGAGAUGCUUUAACAUAUAUUAAUAAAACAUUGAUACUGUAAACUU